Oncorhynchus gorbuscha (pink salmon) is the source of this 2827-nucleotide messenger RNA. RefSeq names its product SH3-domain kinase binding protein 1 (gene sh3kbp1). Lineage: Eukaryota; Metazoa; Chordata; Actinopteri; Salmoniformes; Salmonidae. Gene Ontology annotation, molecular function: protein binding. The transcript has 20 exons. The coding region runs from base 276 to 2252 and encodes 658 amino acids. The record is from RefSeq and is a predicted model, not a curated record.
GGUACAGAAGCGGUACGCAGUUCAAUGCAGGGCAGAGCGCACAGAGCGUUCUGUACAUCAGCGCUUUUCCGCUUUCUGGCUGCUCUCUGGUGUGACCGGGGAGAAAGCGGAAGGAAUAUGGUUCCAUCUCGCGUUCCUCCCGCUGCAGCGCGUUCAUAACGGAGCUCUCGUGCGGGAGGCUGGGGGUCGUACUCGGUCCACCACAUAACAAGAUUCCUGUCUUUCCAGUUAAAUCCUGUAGUCCCUGCAGCAGGAGCGGAGCGUCACGGGAACAGAUGGUAGAGGCAGUGGUAGAGUUUGACUACGAGGCUCAACAGGAGGAUGAGUUGAGUCUGCAUGUUGGUGACAUCAUCGUAAAGGUAACGAAGGAUGACGGAGGAUGGUGGGAAGGAGAGAUAGACGGACGGAGGGGGCUGUUCCCAGACAACUUUGUCAGGGAGAUAAAGAAGGAUGUAAAGAGAGAGGUGGGGCCUAAGUCUGAUCUCUCCAAUGGCAGUGCAAGCCCUGUGUCUGAGCCCAGCCUACGACCAGCCAGGAAAGGAGAUCAGAUCCGCCAAAGGAGGUGUAAGGCGUCAUUUAGCUAUGUUCCCCAGAAUGAGGACGAGUUAGAGCUGAAGAUAGGAGAUGUCAUCAACAUACUGGGGGAGGUGGAGGAGGGCUGGUGGGAGGGCAGUCUGAAUGGUAAGACAGGGAUGUUUCCCUCCAACUUCACCAGAGAGCUGGAGGACACGCCCCCUUCACUAGACACAUCCACUAGGUCAUCACAGGAGGAGCUACGCAGCAGCAGGACCAGUAAAGACAGUCCAGGCAGUGAGAGUGAUGGCGGAGAGAGUCGCUCUGACAGCGGAGAGAUUCAACCCAAAAAGGUUCGAGGGUUCGGGUUCGGUGACAUCUUUAAAGACCAGCCCAUCAGACUGAGACCUGCAUCUGAAGAUAUGGACACAGAGGGAGAGAAGAUCUCAACCCUAUUGAACACUUACUGUAUGGGAUAUUCUGGAGCGGUGCCUGAAACAGUGUUUUCCACCACCAUCAACAAAACACCAAAUAAUGGAAUUUCACGUGGAAGAAUGGCACAGGUUAGGAAAUCACCCUCUGUUGCCCCGGAAACUAUGAAGGCGGAACCUGAGGGCAAGGUGAAAGGCCGUGAGCUGUGUAAAGUCAUCUUCCCGUACGACGCCCAGAACGAAGACGAGCUGUCAAUCAAAGACGGAGAGAUCAUCUCCAUCAUUAACAGGGACUGUGCUGACGCGGGGUGGUGGAUGGGGGAGGUAGGGGGGAGAAAGGGAGUCUUCCCUGAUAACUUUGUCAAGCUGCUAAUUCCUGAUGUAGAGAGACCAAAGAAGCCGCCUCCCCCCAGUGCCCCAUCAGCUAAACACACCACAGAGAAAAGAUCGGAAGUCAGAAAGAUACCCCCGGAGCGCCCCGAGCACCUGCCUCAUAGACCACCUGAUGACAACAAAGGUGAGGAGGUGAAGGUUGGAGAGAUCCCUAAGCCCACCCUCCCAUCCAAAUCUCCAAAGAAGCCCCACCCACCAAAGACAAGCUCCUCCCACCUCCCUCCCCGACGCCCUGACAGACCUGAGAGACCUCCUACUGUACCGUGCGAGAGCCCUAAGUUUGAGGGUGGGGCUGUGACUCCAGAUCCUGCCUCUGACAGGUCAAAAGAUAUUGAUGUGGUUGACUUGGACUCUGUAGUCUUGUCUACAGAAAAACUAAACCACCCGACCGCAAUGAGACCAAGAGUCCUCGACCGCAGACCACGCUCCCAGAUCAUCAGCACAUCUUCUCUGUCCAGUAUUGACUUGCUGAACUUUCCUGUGGUGGAGGAGGAGAAGAGUGAGAAGGACAAGGAGGAGGAGCAGGACUCCUUAUGUCCAAGACCAGUAGAUGUCUCUAAGAGGAAAGCACUUCCCACCAUCACUGUACCUGACAGUAAGUGUGUGCUGCCCCCCAAGCCUGCGGUCCUCCCCCCACUUUCCACAGGAAGCCUGGCCCUCCACUCAACAAGUCCAUCCCCUUCAACUGUAAACCACACCUCUUCCGGGUUAAGCCCCUCCCCUGAGUGUAGGCCGACACCCACCCUGGAGGAGCUGAGAGGACAGCUUAGAGAGCUGAGAGCCUCUGUAGAACUGCUGAAGAGCCAACACAGGCAGGAGAUGAAGCAGUUGUCUAGUGACCUGGAAGAGGAGAAGAGGAUCCGCAUUACUCUACAGAUAGAGGUGGAGCAGAUUAAGAAGAGUUUAGCUAAAUGACCCUUCACCCCUCCACUGCGCACACUGAUGACAUCACCACACACUGCAGCCAGAGUUUAACAUCAUCCCGAGGCAGGGUUCAGCCGAACUAGUUUGUGCCAAAAAACAACAACAAAAAUGACAGACGAUCCCAAUCCCUCACCCCGUCUGUUAGUUUGUUUGUGUUGAAAAGGCUUGUUUAUUUGUCUGUUUACUGCAAUCUGAUUGGAGUGCUCUGCAUCAGGGGAGUGGCCUCAAGUUCUCACCUGUCUGUCACCACGGUACUCAAAACACCUGGAACACCUAUUCCUCCUCUUUGUGUCUGUGUGUGUCAAAUUACAAGGUUUCCAUUGCAACCCCUCACUGUGGCCUUCCUUCCAGUUUUAGACUCCUUCCUUCCCUCCUUCCUCCCUUCCUCCCUUCCUUCCUUCCUUCCUUCCCUCCUUUCUUUCUUUCUUUCAGAUGACAAAGAGAAAGUGUCUUGUUUUUUUCUUGGCCAUUGCUCUCCAGGAAAGUAAAAUAGACUUUUAUAUUCCAGUGUUCUAAAGAUGAAGAGUAUGGAUGUGUGCCGAUUUUAAUAAAAAAACAUCAACCAA